Molecule: messenger RNA, 663 nt
Organism: Ustilaginoidea virens
Lineage: Eukaryota; Fungi; Ascomycota; Sordariomycetes; Hypocreales; Clavicipitaceae
Exons: 2
Coding region: 1-663 (220 amino acids)
Biological process (GO): retrograde vesicle-mediated transport, Golgi to endoplasmic reticulum; vesicle fusion with Golgi apparatus; endoplasmic reticulum to Golgi vesicle-mediated transport
Cellular component (GO): SNARE complex; Golgi membrane; endoplasmic reticulum membrane
Molecular function (GO): SNAP receptor activity
Source: RefSeq, a predicted model, not a curated record
AUGAUUCUCGACACCCAAAUAACCAGGCUCGACGGCCUCAUGCUCUGCGCCUCGGUCGACGACCCAGCCCCCGCCGCCGCCGCCGCCUCCGCCUCCCUCUCCGAGACCAAGCAGCACCUCCGCCAGAUCCUCCGCAAGCUCACCCGCGCGUCGGAGCCCCAAGCCUCCAUCCAGUCCGGCCCCCACACCCUGCACUACCUCAUCGAGCAGGACGUCGUCUUCCUCGCCAUCUGCGACGCCUCGUACCCGCGCAAGCUGGCCUUUACCUACCUGGCCGACCUGGCGCGCGAGUUCGCCACCACCCACCCCGCGCAGCAGGUCCACUCGCCCGCCCUGCGGCCCUACGCCUUCAUGGACUUUGACAACUUUGUGGCCAAGACGCGCACCACCUACGCCGACGCCCGCGCCGCCCAGAACCUCGACAAGCUCAACGACGAGCUGCGCGACGUGACAAAGGUCAUGACCAAGAACAUCGAGGACCUGCUCUACCGGGGGGACAGCCUCGACAAGAUGGGCGAGAUGAGCAGCCGCCUGAGGGACGACAGCAAAAAGUACAGGAGGGCCGCCGUCAGGAUCAACUGGGAGCUGCUGCUGAAGCAGUACGGGCCGUUUGCGGCCCUAGGCUUUUUCGUCCUCUUGUUUGUGUAUUUGCGCUUCUUCUAA